AACAAUAUUCUAAUGUAUGUAUACUUAAAAAAAAAGACAUACACACAAUAAGAAGAAUCUAUUAAUAGUAUUGUUAUCAGUGAGUUCACAUACGGUACUGUUACCAGUCGUCAUGUCCAUACGGUAUCAAACACUUGUUUAUUAAAUGUAAUUUAAACUAUUUGAAUUGGUGAUUAAAAAUAUUAACAUAGAGAAGUGACAUUAGCCUCGAUAUAUAAAUAAAAUAACUGUUAUGGACCCAGAGAAGCAGCCUUUAUUGAAUCCAGUAUGGAAUGUGGCUAGUAGCAAUGGUUUCAGACCAUUAAACUACGAGGAGGUACUACAAGCCCGCUACGAACUAACCUGGCGUCGAGCACGAUUCUUCCUAUCCCUUAUGUUCUGGGCAAUAAUGGCUAUAUUCCUUGCUAUUAUAAUGUAUAUCCUGCUUAAGGCACCUAAAUGUGGUGCAUUAAAUAAAGACGCAGGGGUGGUGCAUAUGACGUUUUCGCCACUGGUUUCUAUAGGGAAAGUGUUGCCAGAUGAUACAAUGUAUGCAUUAUAAAAAAUACAACUCGAUAUUUUGUUUACAGUAAUAUUAGUAAUAGAAAUAAUAAUAUCCCUAAACAAUUCACAUAGCGCCAUCUAGUCCCAAAGUAAGCAGAGAUUGUUAUGGAUACUAGAUAACUGAUAUAAAUACAAAGACACAUUUUUUUUCUAAUUCAUAAUAUAUGCCAGCAAACAACCACAACAAUCAUAAUCAUGAACACAUGUUUGUUUCAUGACAGGAAUCGAACCCGUGAUCAUCGGUAGUAACAAAUGUUGCUAAAUAGCUGUACCACCAAGGCUAGAAAGCCGUAUGUCUGUGGUGCUUUUCAUGUAUACUCUGUUCUAAUAUAAUUAUCAUAUAAUAUACAUAUAUGAUAAGAACGAUGUAGUUAUGUAUAUAUAUGUACAUUUAUAUGUCACGGUUUAACCUUAUCAUCAGGUUAUAUACCGACAUAUUUUUAAAUAGGUAGUUUAAAUCAAUAUAAGACUGAUAAUAAAUUUAUUUAAAAUAUUUCUUUC
Molecule: messenger RNA, 1044 nt
Organism: Achroia grisella
Lineage: Eukaryota; Metazoa; Arthropoda; Insecta; Lepidoptera; Pyralidae
Exons: 2
Coding region: 233-541 (102 amino acids)
Source: RefSeq, a predicted model, not a curated record